AUGAAUGACAGAGACUGUGACCAAUCACAGCCCCCUAAACGCGCCCCGGUGUUCCCGCCCACCGCGGAGAUCCCCGCGCGUCACGUGGAGGGGGAAAUGCCACCGCAGCUUCUGCUUUCGGCCGCGGGUGCCGCCCCCGCCUCCCCGGGCGGGCAGAGCUCGGGGGGCUCCCGCGCCCUCCGAAAGCGGAACCGGGGCCGCCCCGCGGGCCGAGCGGGGCCGGUUCCUCUUUCGGAGCGCGGGCGGCGCCCGGCGGCGCCCCGGGCCAUGGAGCCCCCGCGGCGGGUGCGCCUCAAGCCCUGGCUGGUGGCCCAGGUCAGCAGCCGCCGCUUCCCGGGCCUGCGCUGGCUCGACCCCGAGCGCCGCCGCUUCGUCAUCCCCUGGGGACACGCCACCAGGAACCCCCCGGGGCCCCAGGACCACGACACCAUCUUCAAGGCGUGGGCGCAGGAGACGGGCCGGUUCCGCGCCGGGGACCCGCCGGACCCGCCCCGCUGGAAGGCCACGCUGCGCUGCGCCCUCAACAAGAGCCGCGAGUUCCGGCUGCUGCUGGACGGGCCCCGCGGCUCCCCGGCGCAGCCCUUCCGCAUCUACGAGCUCUGCGAGGAGCCCCCCGGCGGCGCAGACGGCGGGGAUGAGGAUGACUAUGGCUGCAGCGGGGAGGAAGACGUCAGCCAGCUGCACAAGAUGACAUCUCUGAGCAUCGAUGACUCGCAGCACGGGGGGGACCUGCUGCCCCCCUACCCCUGGCCCAAGGAGGAGGCUCCCCCCUUUGCCGGCCAUUGCCCCCCGGGGGGGCCCUUUGGGGGUCCCGCCCCGGCGCUGCUGCAGGGGGAGGCGGGGGGCACCCAGGGACCCCCUGAGCUGCUCCCGGGGGCCCUCGCUGAGAUGGGGCCCCCCCUGGGCCCCCCGGGACCCUCGUCCAGCUGCCCGGUGGCACCCACAGAGCACCUGAUCCCCGACCUGCUCGUGAGCCCCCACAUGCUGCCACUGACUGACCUGGAGCUCAAGUUCCAGUACCGGGGCCGCCAGGUGUGUGCCCUGACCGUGAGCAACCCGCACGGCUGCCGGCUGUUCCACAGCAGCCUGGAGCCCACGCGGGAGCAGGAGGAGCUCUUCGGGCCGCUGACGCUGGAGCAGGUGCCCUUCCCUGCUCCCGACACCAUUCCCAACGAGAAGCAGCGCUUCUACACCCACCAGCUGCUGGACGUGCUGGACCGAGGGCUCAUCCUGGAGCUGCAGGGCCAGGACCUCUUCGCCCUCCGCCUGUGCCAGUGCAAGGUCUUCUGGACUGGGCCCUGUGCCGCGCCCCAGCCCGGCCCCAACCCCAUCCAGAGGGAGACAAGGACCAAGCUCUUCAGCCUCGAGGGCUUCCUCAACGGCCUCAUCCAGUUCCAGAAGGGGCAGACCCCCACGCCGCCCCCCUUCGAGAUCUUCCUCUGCUUCGGCGAGGAGUGGCCAGACCAGAAGCCCAAGGAGAAGAAGCUGAUCACGGUGCAGGUGGUGCCGGUGGCGGCGCGGCUGCUGCUCGAGAUGUUCUCCGGGGAGCUGUCGUGGUCGGCCGACAGCAUCCCGCUGCAGAUCUCGCACCCCGACCUCAAGGACAGGAUGGUGGAGCAGUUCAAGGAGCUGCACCAGCUGUGGCAGAGCCAGCAGCGGCUGCCGCCGGCGCAGCCCCCGCCCGGCCCCGCCGCGGGGCCCUGGGCGCUGCCCCCCGGGCCCCUGCCCCACUGA
Molecule: messenger RNA, 1734 nt
Organism: Melospiza melodia melodia
Lineage: Eukaryota; Metazoa; Chordata; Aves; Passeriformes; Passerellidae
Gene: IRF5
Product: interferon regulatory factor 5
Exons: 9
Coding region: 1-1734 (577 amino acids)
Biological process (GO): regulation of transcription by RNA polymerase II; immune system process
Cellular component (GO): nucleus
Molecular function (GO): DNA-binding transcription factor activity, RNA polymerase II-specific; protein binding; RNA polymerase II cis-regulatory region sequence-specific DNA binding
Source: RefSeq, a predicted model, not a curated record